Anopheles nili is the source of this 3254-nucleotide messenger RNA. It is a transcript of the gene whd, whose product is annotated as carnitine O-palmitoyltransferase 1, liver isoform. The transcript is spliced from 11 exons. NCBI's taxonomy places the organism in Eukaryota, Metazoa, Arthropoda, Insecta, Diptera, Culicidae. Gene Ontology annotation, molecular function: carnitine O-palmitoyltransferase activity. The record is from RefSeq and is a predicted model, not a curated record. Gene Ontology annotation, biological process: fatty acid metabolic process; carnitine metabolic process. Gene Ontology annotation, cellular component: mitochondrion. Bases 46 to 2406 code for a protein of 786 amino acids.
UCAAACGGUGCUCUGGUUUCCUACCGGUAACGAUAAACCAGUGCCAUGGCUGAAGCACAUUCAGCUGUCGCAUUCUCGUUCUCCAUCACCCACGAAGGAUGGGACAUCAACUACGAUCGUGAGGUGUUGGAUCUUGUGUGGCAGUCCGGUGUCAGAUCAUGGAAGAAACGGUUGGCCCGAUUCAGGACUGGUGUACGCAACGGUGUCUACCCGGCCCAUCUACAAAGCCUGUGGUUGGUUAUAGCGAUAGCGAUAGGAUUACAUUUCACCCGCAAACACGUGCCGUUUGAUUUGGUGAACAAAUGGCUAACCGUUUUACCAGGAGAUUCACUGCAAUGGCAACUGACGGCAUGUUCUCUUGCCGGUUUGGUGGUUUGGCUCUCGAUCUGCUAUACAAUGCGGUACUCGUUGAAGUUGUUGCUCAUGUACAAGGGAUGGAUGUAUGAAAAACGUGCACCUGGCAGCAAAGUAUCUCUAAUGACCCGACUUUGGGGGCUGGUCGUGAAAGUGCUUGCCACCUGGAACAAACCUGGACUAUACAGUUUCCAAGGAUCUCUGCCAAGGCUGCCAUUGCCGAGCGUGAAGGAAACGAUGUCACGCUAUCUCCGCUCCGUUCGUCCUCUCCUAGAUGAUGCCAACUACAAUCGUAUGGAAAGGUUAGCGAACGAGUUCCAGCAAGGCAUUGCUACCAAACUGCAGCGGUAUCUGGUUCUUAAGAGCUGGUGGUCUACGAACUACGUGUCCGAUUGGUGGGAGGAAUACGUGUACCUGCGAGGUCGUGGCGCUCUGAUGGUCAACAGUAACUUUUACGGCAUCGAUGCAAUUUUUACACACCCGACGCAGGUCCAGAGUGCCCGUGCUGCUAGCGUGGUCAAUUUGUUGUUGAACUUCCGUCGCACAGUAGAGCGACAGGAGCUCGAGCCUAUUCUAGUGCAAGGUUUGGUACCGCUGUGCUCGUGGCAGUACGAGCGUAUCUUCAACACUGUUCGUGCGCCUGGUGUAGAAACUGAUAAAAUCAUUCACUACCAAGAUUCGAAUCACAUUGUUGUCCUGUUUCGUGGCUGUUACUAUAAAGUUAUCAUCUACCAUAACGGGCGUCUGCUGCGACCGUGCGAGCUGCAAAUUCAAAUCGAACAUAUCCUGCAACAACGCGAUGAAAAGCCCCAGCCGGGUGAGGAAUUGCUAGCUUCGCUAACCGCUGGAGAUCGCACGAAAUGGGCACAGACCCGGCAAACGGUGUUCGCGAAAGGUGCCAACCGUACCUCUCUGCAUACGGUUGAGAGUGCCGCGUUUCUGUUAUCUCUCGAUGAACAUCCUUUCGAGUUUGAUUUGGCGCAUCCAGAAAAGCUCGAUCAGUUUGGGCGCUACUUGCUGCAUGGUAAUGGGCACGAUCGCUGGUUCGAUAAAAGCUUUACCGUGUGUGUGGGUAGCAAUGGCAGGAUCGGAUUCAAUGCAGAGCAUACGUGGGCUGAUGCACCUGUUAUGGCUCAUGUUUGGGAAAAUAUUGUCGCUGAAGAGGCAACCAGUAAACGAUACGACGAUAAUGGGAACGCCGUCGGGAUACCAGAAUUUGAACCUCCAACUCCUAAGCGCUUGGUGUGGGACCUCAACGACAAAGUAGCGCUGGACGCUAUAGAUGAGGCACACCUUGCCGCCCAGAAGCUGUUGAAUGAUGUUGAUCUGCGAAUCCUUGUUCACGAUGCCUAUGGUAAGGGAUUGAUGAAGACGUGCCGCCUUUCUCCGGAUGCCUUCAUUCAAAUGGCGCUGCAGUUGGCAUACUUUAGAGAUUCGGGAAAAUUCUCCCUCACCUACGAAGCGUCGAUGACGCGGUUGUUCCGCGAAGGUCGCACCGAAACCGUUCGUCCAUGCACAAUUGAAUCGGCAGCGUGGGUGAAAGCCAUGUUAGAUAGCAAUGUUUCGGUUGAGGAACGAGUUCGUUUGUUGAAUGCUGCCAGUGAACGACACCAGCUUGGCUAUCAGGACGCAAUGUGCGGCAAAGGCAUCGAUCGACAUCUGUUUUGCUUAUACGUGGUGUCGAAGUAUCUGGAGAUUGACUCGCCCUUCCUGCAGGAGGUGCUGAGUGAGCCUUGGAGAUUAUCUACUAGUCAAACGCCGCAUGGACAAACGUCAAAAAUGGACCUGAAGAAGCAUCCCAACUGCAUUAGUGCUGGAGGUGGCUUCGGUCCUGUCGCCGACGAUGGGUACGGUGUUUCGUACAUUGUAGCCGGUGAAGAUUUAAUUUUCUUCCACAUAUCGUCAAAGAAAUCGUGUGGGACGACGAGCUCGGAAAGGUUCUCGCAACAAAUUUGCCGUGCGUUGGCUGAUAUGAAACAUCUGUUUGAAGAAUACCGUUCUCUACAGAAGAAGGCCAUCUCGAAUGGAACCGACAAAGGGAAGGCCAAAUAGUGAUCACCACCGACGGAUGUAUAAUUUGAAUACAAUCAUCAUCGCAACAUAUCGUGUAAAAUGCCGAUUCUUUUACACAACAUCACACAAAUCAUUAUGAAACACGCAGGUUUCAUUUUAUAACUACUGCAAAUCUACCUGAAUAUCCUUCAAUAUUGGUUUGUUCCUACACGUAUUCUUCAAAAAAAGAGUGUGAUGUUGUAGUAUAAUAUAUACAGAAAGAAGGCAUCACUUGGUGCUGCUACUGCAAAGUUAUCCUUCGAAAAGAAAGUUCGAAAGGCUGAUAUUGUUGGAAAUACUGAUGUAAUGUAAAGUGCAAUGCAAUAACGUUCAGUCCUCAGUACUAGUAAAUGUUUUAGAGAGAGAAAGGUGGAUCGUUGAACAAUGAGUCUUCGGUAGCAGACAACGACGGCAUGAUACAAUUUGUAACACAUCACAGAACGAAACCAGGUUGAAUUGUUUUUUUUUUAAAUAAGUAUGAUCAACAAGAUCCAAAAGAACUGCUGGAAACUACGCAAUCAUCAAUGCAAUUCAAAGACAUGUAGCAUCCAACACACAACUAGCUAUGAAGAUGAUGUGGCACCAAAUGAAAAAUUCAACAAACAAUCAAUUUUCUGUUUUUUUCUUUCUAGUAUGUUAAGUAAAGGAAGUAGAAAAUGUUGUAGAUAAUAUUAGAUCGGUAAGCUUAUACGAACAGGGAAUGAAGAUGUAGGUAAUCAAAGUGCAAGAAAGUAUAGUAAGCGGAAGAUAAUACAAGUGGUAUAGAUGCGCUAACACAAACAACUGAAACUAGCCACUUUUUAAGCUGUUUUACAAUAUAACAAUAAAUCUUAUUUUGGAAAAAGUAA